Messenger RNA from Lobosporangium transversale, 700 nucleotides. RefSeq lists its product as hypothetical. The coding region runs from base 1 to 600 and encodes 199 amino acids. NCBI's taxonomy places the organism in Eukaryota, Fungi, Mortierellomycota, Mortierellomycetes, Mortierellales, Mortierellaceae. The transcript is spliced from 3 exons. The record is from RefSeq and is a predicted model, not a curated record.
AUGGACGACGAUGAUGAUUAUGAACCCAGUAUUUCUUCUGACAGCCCUGUCGUGGAUGGCUACAGCAAUACUCUGUCCCCAGAGACGAGAAAUCUCCAAACGCGGAGACAGCGAGGUGCACAAAGACUAGAGGUUCUGUAUGACUCUACAGCUAAAGAAGAUACGAUUUGCAUCCCCGAGAGUCAAUUCGAGAAGCACCGACUUCUGAAGUUACCAGCUGAUGGGCAAACUCACACAGCUGCAAAAUCCAUCAGCGCAGUCACCAAGCUUAAUGCAGUGUGCGUUAACUCCGCCCUCGGCCCCGGCUCCAUCCCUACCUUUGACUCCAUCUUCGUCUUCAUAUUCUAUUCACCUUCAUACCCAUCCAUACCCUUGGCCCCAUUCUCGUCAGCAUUUCCACCAAAUCUAAGGCAGCGUGCGUUGGUCCCAGCCUCAGUCUCAUCCCUAUCCUCGGUCCGGAUCUCGUCUUCAUCCUCAAUUUCGCCAUCAUGCCAACCUUCACUCCCAUCCUCACUCCCAUCCUUACCCUCAUCAGUACAUCCAAGGCAGCGGACGCUAGCUCCGGCCCCAGUAGAUACACGACGUUUCAUCCGACCAUAGAUCGGACGAACCAGAUGGAGGUCCUUCACCCUCGAUAAAAUCGUCGCCUAUCCUUUGUGUUGUUUAGCUGAUUUGUAGCUCGCUGUAGUGGAUCCUUUCG